AUGUCCACUUCAAGUUCACUAAAAAGACCAAUUAAAAUAGAUGCUUUCAAAGUAGCCAUCAGAGAUAUGUCCUCAGAUGAACUUUUCAACAUUCAAAGGGAAAUCGAAAACAGUGUUCAUCAUUUGGAGAGAUCUAAUGAUAAAUUAGCUAAAUAUAUUGCCAAAUUGGAAGGCAAUCACCACCAUGAAGAAGAAGAUGAGGAUACUUCCGAAGUGGAAACCAUUGAUGAAUCAGACUUACAACUAUUCAAGGAUUCUAUGAAUGAAAAUAAUAUUGUAUUGAAAAACUACUCUCAAAGAUUGGAAGCUUUAACACAAGAACAUAUCUUUAGAACAAGUGGUAAAGCUACCAACGAAAAUAUCAAGUCAAAAAAUAUUGACAGUGAUAACAAUACACAGCAAAAUGCAACUCCUAACCAAAUUUACUUAUGA
Naumovozyma dairenensis CBS 421 is the source of this 432-nucleotide messenger RNA. RefSeq names its product Tma17p (gene TMA17). Gene Ontology annotation, molecular function: protein-macromolecule adaptor activity. The record is from RefSeq and is a predicted model, not a curated record. The coding region runs from base 1 to 432 and encodes 143 amino acids. Gene Ontology annotation, biological process: proteasome regulatory particle assembly. Lineage: Eukaryota; Fungi; Ascomycota; Saccharomycetes; Saccharomycetales; Saccharomycetaceae. The transcript has a single exon.